Messenger RNA from Salvelinus fontinalis (brook trout), 5450 nucleotides. RefSeq names its product nectin-2-like. The record is from RefSeq and is a predicted model, not a curated record. The transcript is spliced from 7 exons. The coding region runs from base 346 to 1905 and encodes 519 amino acids. NCBI's taxonomy places the organism in Eukaryota, Metazoa, Chordata, Actinopteri, Salmoniformes, Salmonidae.
CAUCUCCCAGAAUGCGUGGGAACGCUGAGUGGAACACUAUCGUUACUUUCUUCCCGUUCAACAGCAACAAACACACCGUAGACCUCUACCUGUACGCGCUACGUCCGCCCCACACGGGGAGGGGUUUUGAAUGCUGUUGUGCGACUGUCAAGAGUCACUGUAAUUUGAAAUCGAGGAAAUAAGACGUCGGACUGAAGAGCAAACGGUCCGUACCCAUAACUUACCGACUCCGGUCUGCUUUGCGGUUUAUUCCUAUUAGAUUUCCCCCCUGAGAAAUCAGUCAAGGAAUAUUCAUUGCGUUCUGGUGUGGUGGUGGGGAUUUCAUGUCCACCCCGUCUUUUUAGAAUGGCGAGAGACUACGCUAAACAUUGCCCCGUAUCACCAACGAAAAACAGUUUGCUGGUGAUAGCAGCGAUCCUUCUGAUUAUUGAAGCUGCUUCGUGUCAGCGGGUGAGGGUGGAGACGGAGGUGGAGGCGUACCCUACCGAGUCGGUCGACCUCCGCUGUCAGUUUGUCGACGGAGGAAACACCAAGCUCACACAGGUGUCGUGGAUAUGGGAGCCCACGGAAGGCCAGAGGGACAACAUUGCCGUCUUUCACCCCACAUACGGCGAGAGCUUCCCCGAAUCUCCCUUCUCUGGGCGUGUCCGCUUCAUCAAAGGCACCUUGACAAGCCCCUCCAUUACUAUUACCAGCCUGAAGAUGGCCGACGCCGGGCGGUACACCUGCGAGUACGCCACCUACCCCAGCGGCAAUGAGCAAGGCACCACCAAUCUGGUCAUGCUUGCUAAACCCAAGAAUUCGGCAUCUCCCGUUGUUGCCCAAGCCAGCACCAGCGGCGAACCAGUGGUCGUGGCCCAGUGCGAGGCUGCCGACAGCAAGCCAGCGGCCACCAUCAAGUGGAUGGGAGCAGUCGGUGGCACUGAAAACACCACCUCCAAAAAAGGGCCGGACGGCACGGUGACGGUGAGGAGCGAGUACCUCGUAGUGCCCACGCCAGAGGACAACGGCAAGGAGGUCACCUGCAUAAUCAGCCAGCGCACCCAGGACAAGCCCCAGACCUUCCCCAUGAAGUUGGCCGUCGAGUAUCCCCCGACUGUGUCCAUAGUGGGCUAUGAUAACAACUGGUACAUCGGCCGAACAGACGCUGUCCUGACCUGCCAGGCCACUGGCAACCCUGCCCCCACCACCGUCACUUGGACAGUCAUGUCAGGUCCUAUGCCUGACACGGUGCAGAUCAACGCCAACAAGCUGAUCGUGCGGAAGGUGGACGAGGCUGUGAACACCACCUUCGUCUGCGAGGUGAAGAACCGGCUGGGAGUGAGCAAGCACCAGGUCACCACAGCGGUCAUCGAGGCCAUAGUGGACCCGUCCAACGCGGGCGUGGUGGCGGGGGCUAUCAUCGGCAGCCUGCUGGCCCUGCUGCUGGUCAGCGCGCUGAUUGCCGUCCUGGUGACCCGCAGUCGUCGACAACGGCGCGGCUACCCCGGCAACGGAGAGCCGGGCGCCUACGGGAACAAGGCCCGCCUCUUCGGCGGAGCUGGCAACAAGAAUGGAGGCACUGGGCCCAACAUCAACGGACCCAUCUAUACGUACCGCGAGAGUGACCCCGGAGCGCUGGCCAAGGUUAACGACUUCCACGGCCCGCCAGGCUCCAACCCCACCGCCCACGACAUCCUGCUGAGCAGCGAAAUGGAUGAGGCGGAGCGCCGGAAGUUCGACGCACUCGACGACAGCCUGGAGGAGGAAGAGGAGCGCUACGACAGCUUCAGCGUGGGCAUGGCGCCAGCCUAUCACAUCCACCGGCGCGACGAUGAGAUGGGAGGGGUCAACAUUUACCUGGAUGACGACAUGGAGUCACAGCGGGACGGGUCGGUCAUCUCCCGGACUGCCAUCUACGUCUAGAGAGGGACGGUCAACCCACUGGGUCCAGGAGGGAGAGCUGAGGACAGGGAGGAGAGUCCACCGCCAACCUCCAACCACCUCUCUGAAAUGAUACCACCAACCACCCUUCCCCUGCAUACUAUAGAGACAUGCUUCGCUUAUGAUUAUUUUCUAUUAAAAUAAAUCACUACAGAAGCAAAACAAGGAGUUGAAACUGAUCUGUAACUGAUGGACAAGCAGAAUGAUGACUUGAGGGCACUGCUGAAUGACUAGACGUCUCGAAGUUAGUCAGUCUAGCCCAAAACUUAAACGAUGUAUCUCCUAUUCGAUGCUGCUUACUGCUCCAUUUAAUUUCAGCUUAGCAAGUGAAACACGAAGAAUGGCCGUGUGACUGCGUUAGUAGCCAACUAAUCCACAGGACUGCAAACAUCGUAAAGACUUUUCUUCUUGGUAAGGAAAUGUACCAUUCAAUGUCACCUUCAUGGUAAAACUUUAGACGCAUUCAUAGAUGGUCACACUAGUUCUAUAACCACUGCUACUGCUUCAAGAUGUCCUCCGGUGAACCGCGGUGUAGAGGGCAAGGAACAAAGCUGUAACUUGCUUAAUGUGCAUCGUCACAGGCAUUCAUACACAGUGUUUUGUAAUGGUCUUUGUAUUCUCAAGAUGUUUGGGCCUUAAGGCCUCGUGGAAGCACAUUUUGGUUUUAAUGACUAUUAGGCAGAGGUUCGUCCCACCAACUUAGUUUCCAACUUUAUUUUCAUGCACUUUUCCUUCUUUCUAAUGGCUUUGUGAUUAUUUUCUUUUACAUUUGGGAGUCCAGCGACAUGGUAGACCAAGCCGGGGGUGGGGUUUGAACGAGAGAAGUGGAGCGACCAGAUCCGUUUUUUUGUUUUUUUUCCCACCUGAAUGUUGGCUCUGUUCAUGUUGGUGGAAUGUCACCGCUAAGCAGGGGUCAGCGGGUCAGCCGGCACCGUCCGAGGUGUGCUAGCCUACCAUGCUUAGGGUCCAAAACCAGCGUGUCUAGUUUGCCUAAGGACAGAUAACAGACCCACUGACAGAUGGACAGGCACACCCAUCUCUAACUGUGCCUCCUGCUCUGCCUGUCAGGUUGACCAAUUAGAAGGGAGCGCACUCCAUUUCCCCGGCAAGUCGAUCAAUGCGGCGUCUUUUUAAUGGCAACGAGAUGUUUCGCCGCCGACGCUCGAGGAUCAGAGGCAGAGGCGGAAUAUUUCCCUCUCUGUUUUUACCAGAACAAGCUGUUCCUACCCCGCAUGUUUCAUUCAGGAGUGGAAGAAAGUGUUGUGCGUUAUCUUGUGCAGAGGGAUAGAGAGAGAGGCUGAUUUCCGGCUGGUAUUGAGUACUUGUGCGAUUUAAUCCAGUUAAACCGAGCUGCACAUAAGGCUGAAAUUACGAAAUUUUGCUCCCGAAUACAGUAGGAAUUAUGAGGUGGUAUGAGGUAGACUGUCUAUGAUCAAUUAUCUACUUAGACUUAGAAAUAUUCUCUUUUUUUUAGCAGGGCGGAAUACUUAGAGUAUUUUUAUUUAUUUUGCUGUAUCUCUCUGUAAUCUCUUCUGGCCUUCUGAGGGGGCGGUAACACAUUAAAUACGCCUGUGACUGUGUGUGGGGGUAUUUCUGACCAUGUGCGAGGCCCAUUAGUUCUAAGCCUGGCCGGCAUAUGUGUUUUCGACUUCUGAGUGGACCGAAUUUGACUCUCUGCCAGACCUGGAACGAGGGUAAGGAGCUAACCCCACCCGCGGUAUGUUCCACUGUCGGAUUAGCGGCGUACACUUUAAAGCAGCGGCCGCGCGUGGGUGUGCUGACGAGUGUGUCAAUUGUGCAAGGGUGUGUGUAGCGUGAUUGAACAGAUUUGUGUCGGCGAGUGGAUUUUGAGUUGUGUGUAUAUCCCACACGCUGAUUCACCGCGUAAUAGCUCGAUAUUAUGCAGGAGUUGUUUUGCAUAAUUUCAUACAUAUGGAUUGCUAAGCCUAUCAUGAUUUUAUCUCGGAGUCAUUCAUCACUCAUUUCAUGCACAGUAACCUCACUGAUGAAGGGGUUGGGGGACGGUGAUAGGAAACUGCUUAGCACGAGGACCCACAUGGACAUGAAUAUUUCACUGGCGGAGCCGGAGUGACUCAAAGGGCCUUUGGAGUGGUCUCCUGUGCCACCCCUGACAGAUGAACACUUGAUUGGGUAUUGGUAUCCGGGCCGCUGCUCUGAAACUGUCGUGUUCGACUCCUCCUUUGCCUUUUAUCACAUAUUCAUAUCACAUUAUCAGAUCAUCACCACUGUGUCCAAAUGAACGGGUUGUUUCCCUUAUGAUGUUUUGUGCGAAUGGGUAUAAGCAUUUUUUUAAAUGAAGAAAAAUAACAGUCUUCUGUGAAGUGUUGGUUGUGUAUUUCUUGAUGUAAAAUAUCCAUGUAAUGAAGUAAGUGUGUAUUUAUCUUCGAGGCUUCCUAUAAGAAAUGUUAUUUUAGAAGUGCUGUGUAGAUUAUGGUAAAUUGGUCCAUUUAUCACAGACUACUAUUAUGGGAAUUGGUUGGAAAAUAACCAAUGACUACAAAUGACCUUACUGUAAUUAUAUGUGUGUCAAGGCAUGUAUCUUGUAGCCUACUGGUACAUAGAGGUACAUUAUAUUAUCGAGGGCCUUGAACUCCAAGCUGCUCUCACCAUUUUCUCCACACAAACACACUCUCUCUCUCUCUAUCUCUCUCUUCCACAGAUAAACUCACAUGAGAGCAUAUAAUCACCUUCUCUCAAGAUCUGUUUCACCCAUAGAAUGCGCACACACACACACACACACAUAAAUAUUUUUCCCCGACCUGACACACACCUUGGGUGCAAUGCCUCCCAUUAGCAGGGGCAAGAUUGUUCCUCGUUGGGCUCCAUCAUCAUUGUCCAUUUUGCUAUUAAGAUGAACAGAGAGAGAACAUCUCUCUCUACAAAGGCUUAACCUUUCAUUCCCCAUUUCCCUGUUUUUAAGAAGUAAACCAGCACCAAUUUCACCAAUUUCACAUGGAAUAAAAAGCAAAGUUUCUGGGAUGCAAUUACUCUCCGUGUCUAAGGGCAGUAGUGGUGGUCAUUUUAAGAAGCCUAAUGGGUCACGACAGCCUACAAUUCAUGUCCGACUCUAAUCUCAAGACAACCAAACAAAGCCUUAAAUUCACAAUUCCACCACAUGCAGUAUUCCCUGUGUCCCUCGUGUACAUAGUAUAAAUAAAUCGAACAUAACGUGCAACAAGCAUGACUAAUUGAUGUGGUCAUGUUAGCCUAGUUGCUGGCAUAAUAAGAUAUUCAUUUUUCCCGGCUCAAUUCUACAGUGGGGUAUGUUUUUUUUUUUCUUCUUGUGCACAAUAUUGACAGGAUUAUGACCUGGAGAAUAUGACUAAUAUUAAAAUGCUCCUAUAUUCCCAGAUGUUCCCAGAUAUAUUCCCUCCCACUACAAGCUGCUAGUAUAACGAUGUUUUCUGUAUCACCAUCUGACAUUGUGGGUGUUUCGUUCCAGUUUGUCCUGUCACAUUAUUUUUGUAUUCUGGUGUUAUUAAAGUAUGAUGGAUUUCUAAAUAUGA